This is a messenger RNA of Micropterus salmoides (largemouth bass), 7819 nucleotides long. RefSeq names its product formin-1-like. The transcript has 22 exons. Gene Ontology annotation, molecular function: microtubule binding. Bases 184 to 5802 code for a protein of 1872 amino acids. NCBI's taxonomy places the organism in Eukaryota, Metazoa, Chordata, Actinopteri, Centrarchiformes, Centrarchidae. Gene Ontology annotation, cellular component: nucleus; actin filament; cytoplasm. The record is from RefSeq and is a predicted model, not a curated record. Gene Ontology annotation, biological process: actin nucleation.
ACGAACCGAGUGAAGCAGCGGUGAGCACUGGCUGGCUGCAGUAAAGAGAUGUGAAUAUAAAUGUUUACUAUGCCACUAAAUCGUUAUCUGGACUGGCCAGGUGAUGAAUAGGCAGAGAUCCUCCUCUGCAGUCCGAGCCCAAUAACUCUGUAUGGGGGCUGACCACUUACUCAGAGUGCUUGAAUGAUUAACAUGGCACCCAUAAUGGAGGGCACACACACUGUGUUGCUCCUAUAUUCACCCAUCCGUGAGCUAAGCAACAUCAGCCUGUAUUUCCCCAAGAGGCGGGCCCCGAGUUUCAAGUACAAGAGCCGCGCCCCUCAUUCAGAAAGGGCCGGCAAUGAUCAUGACUGGGGAAAAGAGGAUCUCGCAGUGUCCGAACAAAGAGGCCAGUAUUCCGGCUCCUCAGGCGAACUCCUCAACUGCCAGCAGGCAACAAAGGAAGCAGUUGCAGAGCUCUGCUGGCUGGCGGCGGAGCACCACCAGUUGCUGGCGGAUCUCUUAUCGCUCUGUAGGGUUUGCGCCAACAAAGUCAGGAUGGGUAACCAGGAUGGAAAACUCCAGGAUUACAUGGAGGGUCAGGAAGUUCACCUUGGAGGUCAGGUUCUCAGCAGCAGCAACUAUUCACUUACUGUGCCUCCAGAGCCAAAGAGAGCUACAUCCAAGAGCAAAAAGCUGAAGAAGUUGGGAGGCAAGAAGCUUGACAGUGCUGAGGAUUUCCUGCACGGUAAGAUGAAGAGGAAAGUUACAAGUGGAUCUUCAUCUAUUGAGGGUCCUGAUCACAACAGUGUGUCCAUGUCUUCAUCCUCAGUAGUGAAGCAGAUCCCAGGUAUCCCGGAUUCUGUCCACGCGUCUGACAGCCCUUUCACCGGCUCUUAUGUCAGUGCAGUCAGUAAUCCCAUCCUGCCCAUGGAGGAACCAUUCCAGAGCGCUCGCGAGGGUUGGGACUUCAUGGACGACAACCAGACAUUUGACCCUGACAUUGAUUUCUGUAACGACUUCUCAGAGUAUGAUGGUGAGCUGGGUUAUGAGUCCUCAUUUUGCAGCCUGAUGGAGGGUCUGACCAGACGGGAAAGUGGCAGCAACCUUCGACCAAUUAAGAAGAUAGACUACUUGGCUGAGACAUUAUCCGAGAAUGCAUCAACAGUCAAGUCGGCUCAGCAGCUGUACAGGGAAAUCAAACAGAGUAACACAGGGGUGAGGGUGGUGGCCAAAGUCCAAGAUGUGGAAGGGAGAGUGCAACAUGUCAGCCAUACAAGCCCAGACGCGACAGGGCCAGCCGUGCUACAUCCGGGGACUAGCAGCUGCCAGCAGGAGCAUGGAAAGUGGAGAAGACCAAACAAAGACCACAUGCUGGGAGUCAGUAAAGAGAAGACAUGUAACAAGCUUUCUGAGGGGCUACGGUUGCCCCUAUGCCAUACCGCCGAACCUUAUCCCAAAUCCCACACAAAAAGCCCCACUUCCCCUUCUCUUGCUGACGUCUUCAACGCAUCUUUCCCUGCCUCCAACAGUCUCCAGAGCAUGUCCCCAGUCCUGUCCCCUCUGUCCUCCAAGCAUGCAAGCCCACAGCUCAACCACCGCAUUGUACUGCUCUCAGAUCAGGAUGUGGACCACGAACAAGACAACUCCAGUAACGCCGGUGAGCCCAAAAUCCUCACAGAGGUCAUGGACAAGAAUGGCAACAAGCGGACUGUCACUCAUCUGGAUCUGAACCUCAGCAGGCGGCCGAGCAACUCCAAGUGGAACUCCUCCAGCAACUCCACAACAACAGGUGAGAUGUUUGAACACAUGGAUUCAUGUUCAAACUCCCUGCCUACUGCUGUGUACUUGGCUGAGUGUGACCACAAAUUAAAAACUACCCAGCAGAGUUGUGCAAGGGGCAAGCAGGGCCUGAGAAUAGUUCCCCUGAUGAUCCAUUUUAACUCUCUCAGCGCCACUGGGAAGGCAGAGAUUAGUGGGAGUGUCCCAGAUCAAAGGCUCAAAGUUGACACAGGGUUCGACCUGACCAGGGUUCUCCUAAGCAACAUCAGCCUGUAUUUCCCCAAGAGGCGGGCCCCGAGUUUCAAGUACAAGAGCCGCGCCCCUCAUUCAGAAAGGGCCGGCAAUGAUCAUGACUGGGGAAAAGAGGAUCUCGCAGUGUCCGAACAAAGAGGCCAGUAUUCCGGCUCCUCAGGCGAACUCCUCAACUGCCAGCAGGCAACAAAGGAAGCAGUUGCAGAGCUCUGCUGGCUGGCGGCGGAGCACCACCAGUUGCUGGCGGAUCUCUUAUCGCUCUGUAGGGUUUGCGCCAACAAAGUCAGGAUGGGUAACCAGGAUGGAAAACUCCAGGAUUACAUGGAGGGUCAGGAAGUUCACCUUGGAGGUCAGGUUCUCAGCAGCAGCAACUAUUCACUUACUGUGCCUCCAGAGCCAAAGAGAGCUACAUCCAAGAGCAAAAAGCUGAAGAAGUUGGGAGGCAAGAAGCUUGACAGUGCUGAGGAUUUCCUGCACGGUAAGAUGAAGAGGAAAGUUACAAGUGGAUCUUCAUCUAUUGAGGGUCCUGAUCACAACAGUGUGUCCAUGUCUUCAUCCUCAGUAGUGAAGCAGAUCCCAGGUAUCCCGGAUUCUGUCCACGCGUCUGACAGCCCUUUCACCGGCUCUUAUGUCAGUGCAGUCAGUAAUCCCAUCCUGCCCAUGGAGGAACCGUUCCAGAGCGCUCGCGAGGGUUGGGACUUCAUGGACGACAACCAGACAUUUGACCCUGACAUUGAUUUCUGUAACGACUUCUCAGAGUAUGAUGGUGAGCUGGGUUAUGAGUCCUCAUUUUGCAGCCUGAUGGAGGGUCUGACCAGACGGGAAAGUGGCAGCAACCUUCGACCAAUUAAGAAGAUAGAUUACUUGGCUGAGACAUUAUCCGAGAAUGCAUCAACAGUCAAGUCGGCUCAGCAGCUGUACAGGGAAAUCAAACAGAGUAACACAGGGGUGAGGGUGGUGGCCAAAGUCCAAGAUGUGGAAGGGAGAGUGCAACAUGUCAGCCAUACAAGCCCAGACGCGACAGGGCCAGCCGUGCUACAUCCGGGGACUAGCAGCUGCCAGCAGGAGCAUGGAAAGUGGAGAAGACCAAACAAAGACCACAUGCUGGGAGUCAGGGCUACGGUUGCCCUAUGCCAUACCGCCGAACCUUAUCCCAAAUCCCACACAAAAAGCCCCACUUCCCCUUCUCUUGCUGACGUCUUCAACGCAUCUUUCCCUGCCUCCAACAGUCUCCAGAGCAUGUCCCCAGUCCUGUCCCCUCUGUCCUCCAAGCAUGCAAGCCCACAGCUCAACCACCGCAUUGUACUGCUCUCAGAUCAGGAUGUGGACCACGAACAAGACAACUCCAGUAACGCCGGUGAGCCCAAAAUCCUCACAGAGGUCAUGGACAAGAAUGGCAACAAGCGGACUGUCACUCAUCUGGAUCUGAACCUCAGCAGGCGGCCGAGCAACUCCAAGUGGAACUCCUCCAGCAACUCCACAACAACAGAGGAUUCCCUCAUGCGUCAGGAUGACAUUUGGAUGCUGGAUGGUGAUGAUCCACAGCCCCUUUCCUGCGUUCCACGCCCUGAUCACCUCGACUUCCUACGCAUCACACCGCCCGAGGAUGACAUCAUCGGGGACACACCCUACUGUCCCAAGCUGGAGUGCACGACGGAGGUCACGUCGCCUACAGACAGUGAGGACCGGACUCCAGGGCGUCUGCAGGCUGUGUGGCCCCCCCCCAAACCUAAAGAUGAGGAAGAAAAGGUGGGACUCAAAUACACCGAAGCAGAGCACCAGGCCGCCCUCUUGCAGCUGAAGAGAGAGUGCAAGGAAGAGGUGGAGAGGAUGCAUUCUGACUUUGAGCUGCAGAUCUUCCAGCUGCGAGGUGAGCAUGCUGUCUCAAUAUCACACCUGGAAGGAGUCAUUGCCAAGAUGCAAAGAGACAGGGCCUACAAUACACAUCAGGAGCGAGGUGAGGUCUGCGAUGCUGCUGUGUCCACUGCAGAUGACCCGAUUCCCAAGACCUGCCGCACCGUGGUUAUCCAGACAGACAGGGAGACCUUCAUCAAGAGCCCUGAAGGUGACGGCAGCGGGCUUGCUCAAAGCCCCAACCAGAAUGUGCCGAAAAAACUCAUCUUGGACUCUAUCGGACUAAAUCUAAAAGCUGAAACAGCCCCAGGUCCUCCUGGACCGCCGCCUCCUCCCCCUCUCCCACCAGGCCUCUCUGGACCACCACCACCACCACCACCACCUCCUCCUCCUCCUUUGCCAAACAACAUGGGAGCACCGCCACCACCCCCACAACCACCUCCUCUUCCUGGAGGUGGUCCACCGCCCCCACCACCACCGCCUCCCCCUCCUGGCCUACCUGGAGCUGGUCCACCUCCUCCUCCUCCCCCUCCUCCAGGCUGUGGCCCUCCCCCUCCUCCCCCUAUGGGGGGCUUUAGCCAGAAGGUGGAUAAGGCCCCACGGAAACCUGCCAUUGAGCCGGCCUGUCCCAUGAAGCCUCUAUACUGGACCAGGAUACAGAUACAGGACAAUAACAACAACACACUCUGGGGUUCUCUGGAGGAACCAAACCUCGUCAACGCCAAUGAGUUUGAGGACCUUUUCUCCAAAGCCACACUACAGCCGAAGAAAAAACCCCUGUCGGACACCUAUGAGAAGAAAGCCAAAACUAAGAAGAUCAUCAAGCUGCUGGAUGGGAAGCGUUCACAAGCAGUGGGCAUCCUCAUAUCGAGCCUGCAUCUGGAGAUGAAGGACAUUCAGCAAGCUGUUCUUACUGUGGACAACUCUGUGGUGGAUUUGGAGACCAUUGAGGCAUUAUAUGAAAAUAGGGCCACCAGUGAUGAAAUGGACAAGAUAAAGAGACAUUAUGAGAAUUCCAAAGAAGAUGAAGUCAAACUGCUGGACAAACCUGAACAGUUUCUCUAUGAGCUCUCCCAGAUUCCCGACUUCGAGGGUCGGGCCCACUGCAUCAUCUUCCAGUCGGUAUUCCUCGAUACCAUCUCCUCCAUCCGUCGCAAGGUGGAGAUCAUCUUGAAUGUCUGCAAAGAUCUGUUGGACUGUAGUCAUCUGCGGGAUAUAAUGGGACUUGUUCUGGCAUUUGGGAACUAUAUGAACGGAGGGAACAGGACAAGAGGUCAGGCUGAUGGAUUUGGACUGGAGAUCCUCCCCAAACUAAAGGACGUCAAGAGCAGGGACAAUCGUACGAAUCUGGUGGAUUAUGUUGUUUUAUACUACCUACGUAAUUUUGACAAGCAUGCCGGCACAGACAAGAGUGUGUUCCCUAUGCCGGAGCCUCAGGAUUUCUUCCAGGCUGCUCAGGUUAAGUUUGACGACCUCAGCAAGGACAUCAGGAAGCUGAAGAAAGAUCUGACUGCUUGUGAGAAGGACGUGCAGAAGGUGUGCGCCAACUCGUCGGAGGAAUACCUCCAGCCCUUCAAGGUGAAGAUGGAAGGAUUUAUAUCUGCUGCUCAAAAGGAGCAUGCUGCUGAAGAGGACCGACUCAGUGCAGCACAGAAAAGUUUCCAGGACAUGGUGAGCUACUUUGGGGUUAAGCCAAAGUCCGGGGAGAAAGACGUGACCCCGGGUUACAUAUUUAUGCUUUGGUACGAGUUUUGCAAUGAUUUCAAGAACACCUGGAUACGACAAAGCAAGAACAUCUCAAAGGAGAGAUUGAAGGAAGCGCAAGAAAACAUCAAGAAGAUCACAGCAGAGAAGAGAGUCGAAACCAAGAAGAUCAAUGCCAACAGUCUGAAAGAGAGGCUGCGGCAGAAGGAAGCCGGCGUGUCCUCCAGCUGAGUGGAAUGACACAGCAGAAGGAGAAAUGAGUGGUGGUGGUAAGAAGGUUGGAGAAGAUCACAGAUCAGAAAGUGUGCAGGCCUCAUAUCUCCUGUGUUUACCACCUGCCUCAACAACAGCCCCCUGUGCCCCGUAGGGACUCUCAGUAAAACCUCGCCGGACUCUUACUUACUCUCACUGCCGUAUCUCUGCCCUACUAACAGCGUUGGACACCCCCCUCCCUGCCCAUCCCCACCCUACACUCCACCACCCUCACGUCGAGCUUUUUCUGUCCGCCGUUCAGAUAGAAGCUAGGCCUGCAGCGAGGAUGCAUGGCUGACAUGGCAGCAGUGAUAAGGGUCUUAAAGGCUAAAGGUUGAUCUCAUUCAUCCACCGUGGCGUGACCUCUGAGUGCCCAGCUUGUGAAAGGUCUCAAGGGGUCAGUGGGAUUCACAACAGCGCCAGCUGACACAUCUGCGCGAGUGUUCCUUCUGGAUCUACAAGAGCUGAGAAACCAUUUCUUUCUGACCUGCAGAUGUUACACCAGACAGCAGAAUGAUAUUGCUCCUGUAUUGAGACAUUGUUGCUUUUAUAUGAACAGAUGCAGCUGCCUGGAGGUUUUUGCUCAAAGUAAAAUCCUUGUUGAUAAAACAGAUCUCUCUCUGGAGGCAGAAAAUUUUUUUAAAAAAAGCAGUUCCCAGUGUCCUUUUCUGUAGCGAAUAGCUUUUCAGUCACCAUGGCUCAUUAAAAGUCUUGUAAAUAUGUCGUGUUGUAGAAUCAAACUGGGGCCGUGGGGCUUUGAGUACGAUAAAUGAUCUGCGCUGGGCUUCAAGUCCGAUGAAGACAUGUUGCGUUUAAAUGUGUGUGUCAGUACAGCACCCUUCUGGUACAAAUCAGUACGUGUAUUGGGUAGCACUGCACCAGACUGACCUCUCCUGGGUGACAGCCAGAGAAGAGCUGAAUCCUGGCAGCGAGCCUCGGCCUAUGAGCCCCAGCCCCCUCUCUCACACACACACACACACACACACACACACACACACACACACACACUCUAACAUGUACUUAGAAACAUCAGAAGAACACAACCAGUUUUGGCCAUGCUCCCACUCUCACCCAAGAUAUUAAAUAUAAAUCAUGCAAACUCGUUACACUUGUAAAUCCCGGCACACUUUUAAGCACUUUACUGCUUGCAGAACUUGUAUGUGUCGUAGCUCGCUAUAAGCCACACUCCCCCUGUUAUGCUAAGUGCGUGCUUUUUUUUUUUUGGCACUUUUUUUGUACCUCUCUUCCUAUGCAAGGGUAUUGUUUCCAUGUUAUAAGAUUCAUGAAUUGUAUUGCUUGAUGAUUUUUUUUAUUUUUAAGAAAGUGUAUUAAGCUCAAUUUUCGCAAAUGUUAAGAUGUGACCACGUUCCUGUAGCGUUCUAGAAAAGUCUAUUUAUGUAAGGAAAGAUUUAUUUUAUGGCAAAAAAAAAACACAUCAGCUUUGCUCUUGUUGAGGCUGUAUUUUUAUUAGUUGUAACCGAGAAGCUGCCUGAUAGGUCAGUCAAAUGAAAGAUAUAUUUUCACAUGGAUAUUACAUGUAUGCUGUGCCCACUGAUUUACAGAAAAUGGGGUAAUUUGCUUAGAAUGAAGACCGUUACCUUUUCUGUUGCAAUUCUGGAGAGAUGAAGGGUGUUAUUUUGGGUAUUUAGAACAUUUAAGCAUAUCACCUGAAGCCAUGUGAGUUGUUAUACCUCAGAUAGACUUCCAUUAUCAGACUAUCCAUACAACUGCACCUUGAAUUACUCUUUUAUCCUCCAGUCUUUCACGUGUGCCAUUUAUUUUGUAUAAAAAUCUAGUUAUUUCAUAAUUUUAAACUGCUGUACUUUUGAGGGUUUGGAAAAACAAAAGAAAUGAUCUGAUACUGACCAAGGAACUGCUGUAGCCUCUACUGUAUGUAUGUCGGUUCUUGUAACCUUCAGUAGCUCUCGUGUAGGUGCUCUGUAAUUUUAUGGAAUUGUUUUAAAUUUCAAGAAUAAACUACUGGAUGCCGAACAAA